CGCCCGCCGCCCCGCCGGAAGUGCUCUCCGGCCCGCUGCGCGGCGCCCCGGGAAGAUGGCGCAGGAGGCCGGCGACAUGGAAGAUGGGCAGCUUUCCGACUCGGAUUCCGACAUGACGGUGGCACCGAGCGAGAGGCCGCUGCCGGUGCCGAAAGCACUAGGUGGGGACUGCGCAGUGAGGCCCUUCCCGGGUACUGCAGCAGUGUGUGCGCCGGUAUCACAUUAUCGGACUGUGAAAAGUGUGGAUUCAAGUGAAGAGAGUUUUUCGGAGUCAGAUGAUGAUAGCUCUCUCUGGAAACGCAAGCGACAGAAAUGCUUCAAUAUUCCUCCCAAACCAGAGCCUUUUCAGUUUGGCCAGAGCAGCCAGAAACCACCUGUUGCUGGAGGGAAGAGGGUUAACAAUAUAUGGGGUGCAGUGCUGCAGGAACAGAAUCAAGAUGCAGUGGCCACUGAACUUGGUAUCUUGGGAAUGGAGGGCACUAUUGACAGAAGCCGACAAUCCGAGACCUACAAUUACUUGCUUGCUAAGAAACUUAAGAGGGAAGCUCAAGAACAUACAAAAGAAUUAGACAAAGAGCUGGAUGAAUAUAUGCACGGUGGCCAAAAAACGGGAUCAAAGGAGGAGGAAAACGGGCAAAGUCAUCUCAAAAGGAAGCGACCUGUCAAAGACAGACUAGGAGACAGACUAGAAAUGAACUAUAAAGGCCGAUAUGAGAUCACAGAGGAUGAUUCUCAAGAGAAAGUGGCUGAUGAAAUUUCUUUCAGGUUGCAGGAACCAAAGAAAGAUUUGAUCGCCCGAGUAGUGAGGAUAAUUGGGAACAAAAAGGCGAUUGAACUUCUGAUGGAGACUGCUGAAGUUGAACAAAAUGGUGGCCUUUUUAUAAUGAAUGGUAGCCGAAGAAGAACACCUGGUGGAGUUUUCCUGAAUCUCCUGAAAAACACUCCUAGUAUCAGUGAGGAACAAAUUAAGGACAUUUUCUACCUUGAAAAUCAAAAGGAAUAUGAAAAUAAAAAAGCUGCUAGGAAGAGGAGAACACAAGUGUUGGGAAAAAAGAUGAAGCAAGCUAUUAAAAGUCUGAAUUUUCAAGAAGACGAUGAUACAUCUCGAGAGACUUUUGCAAGUGACACAAAUGAGGCCCUGGCCUCUCUUGAUGAAUCACAGGAAGGACACGGAGAAACAAAGCUGGAUGCAGAGGAAGCCAUUGAGGUUGAUCAUUCUCACGAUUUAGACAUCUUUUAGUACAUUUUGUGUACUUCUCAACUAGUGUAAUAAACCAUUUCUACUGA
Phacochoerus africanus (Common warthog) is the source of this 1287-nucleotide messenger RNA. It is a transcript of the gene PHAX, whose product is annotated as phosphorylated adaptor for RNA export. The coding region runs from base 56 to 1240 and encodes 394 amino acids. The record is from RefSeq and is a predicted model, not a curated record. The transcript is spliced from 5 exons. NCBI's taxonomy places the organism in Eukaryota, Metazoa, Chordata, Mammalia, Artiodactyla, Suidae. Gene Ontology annotation, biological process: snRNA export from nucleus. Gene Ontology annotation, cellular component: nucleus.